AUGCUCCAGCGAGAAGGCUUCGUCGUCGCCGAUAUGAGUCCAUCGGCACCCUCGCCUGCGCUGUUGCGCCGCGCCAGCUGGAAGGCAGAAGCAAUCCGAAAGGGCAACUUGAAGAUCAGCGGUCCAAUCCCCAUCACCGAGGACAUGCCGCUCAAUGACGAGGAAGAGAAGAGAUUUGCUGAAAACGGCACCUUGAGUGAUCCUCCCCAGCCGCCAGUCGCACCGCUGGAAGAGCAGCGCCAACGGUCGGCGACUCCCCCAAGACCAGCCCAUCCUGCCCCGGCACUUCCCGACCAUCCAAUGCCAUUGCGAUCAAAUCUCGUUGUAGACCAGCCGCAGCAAGAGGAGGAAGCACGCGACCAUGCUCCGUUGAGAUCGCCGCGCAAUCUGCAACCCAUCAGCAUUGUACAGCGCGACAGCAUAGUCCCAUCCACCAUAGCCCCAUCUCCAUCGCCUUUCCGGUCAACGCCCGAAAGUGCGACGGCAGCGGCGGCGGCAGCAGCAAAGGCGACGCAGAGGAAGCGCAAAAGUGGGCUCAGAAGUGCCAUUCGCAAAAUGUUCGGUAAAAAGACGGCCGAACCAGAGCAUCGGCAGCAACAGGAUGAGACCACCCGCCGUGGUCAUAGCUAUCAUAAUAGCCACCUGCCGUACCCAAUGAACGUGAAUGCGCCGCCAGCAAGUCCACCGGACGAGUAUCUCACCUUUGAUGUCAAUCGGCCGGGGCGCCGAAGAGCUACGCUUCCCAAUGUUCCAGGCCUGGCCGCUCAGCGUCACAGUAUGGACGAGUCGCGACCAAAGCUGGCGCCUUGGCAAGAGCGGAUCGAGGACGGCAACAUGUCUCCUUCUCGAAUUGGUAUUGCACUCUCCAGCCCCUCGCACGGCACUCCAAGAGCCAACAAGCGGAGGUCACGCAGUGCAGAUGCUCUUCGCGACAUGGCCAAGGACCUUGCUUCGACCGAAAGGAGACGCAGCGCUGAAAUCAAGUACUGGCGGGAGAGCAACAUGUCUGGCAGUGUUUACAGUCGGCCAGCAACAGCAAAGACGGUGGAGACGUUCCGCAGCGUGCAGAUGCAGGAGCCAAUGAUCCGGGAGCCAGAGGCGGACUCAUACAAGGAAAUGAGCGCCACGCUUGUGCAAGCAGAUGAUCCGCAAACACCCACGUCAGCAGGGCUGGACCGGUCAAAACAAGAGGAAAAGGAAGGAGACGCCUAUGCAGCCGUUUCUGAUUUCAAUUUCGGUGAUUUAAAGAACGGCCGAGAGUCCGGGCCGGUGCCGGCAGAACCACAGCCAGAACAGGCACGACAUGUCGAACCCGUCCCUCAAGCCGGCAGCCAAGAAAUCUCACCGGUAGCACCUCUUCCGGUGCCAAAUCCGAAUCGACUAUCAAUGGAAGAGCGGCUCAUGCAUCUUGAAAACCAGUACUCUAAUCUCGAAACAUUAACUCGCCGCCUUUCAUCCCGAAACAAUAGACAGACUAUUAUACUUGAAAACGCACCCCGGAGCCUUCGCUCGAGAGACCGAAGCACCUCCGUCUCUGCCUCGCGGUCUCACUCACGCUCUGCACCGAGCAUCCACCAAGAGCCGUCUCAUCUUCGUCAUCAGAGCACCAGCAGCGAGUACGUAGAAGAGCCUGUGCAUGCGCCGAGCUCUCCUACUUCAACUCUCCCGGCCGCUAGUAACAAUGAACAAGCCAAGGCGCUGCAGGACAUGCGUGCAGUGUUGGAAGUGGAGCGCAACGCGCGAAUUGCGCUCGAGCGCCGUGUUUACGCACUGCAAAUUGAAGUAUCAAACUUGCAAGCUCUGGUAAACAAGCUCGUCGCUGGCAGCGGGCCGACAUACCCCACGCCCUCACCAGACAUGCUCAUUAUGACUUCUGAAGAUGACCAGCGCGUGAGCUGUUCUACGCCACGCGCCAUGGCACACAAUCAGAACACCUACUACUCCCAGCACCAGCGACCACACGACUGGAGACACGACGCUGAGAGCAUGUACUCUGAGGACUUGGCCCUUGAGUCUUCUGCCACAGGAGAGGCUGCGUCGCCCGAUGAGUGGGCGACGCCCAAGGAAGAAGGAUUCUCUAGCAGUGGGUUCUUCCAUGCUCGUGACGAUGGCAUGAAGGAGUAUUCAUGAGCUGUUGUUUCAUUUCUCUUCUUUUCCCUCUCUUCUCCUUCUUCUCUUUUCACCCGUUUUCCUUUCUUGUUUCUGCGUUUGACAAGCGAUUGCAAAAAUGCGAGAUUGCAGUUUGGAUGGUGAUAAAAAUCAUGUUUUGACUAAGAUACCCCCACCGCAAGCAUUUACACUGGCGGACGCGCACUGCACUGCGCGUGCAUGUUUUUUCUAUGUUAGUUUUUUUUGAUCAGCUUGAUUGCAAGGAGAGUUUUGGUUGAAGGGUUUUGUUGCUGCCUCUUGAUGAUUUUGUUUAGAUGUCUUGUUUUUGGGAAUAUCGUGUGUAUGUAUGUGUGUGUGU
Messenger RNA from Bipolaris maydis ATCC 48331, 2467 nucleotides. The record is from RefSeq and is a predicted model, not a curated record. NCBI's taxonomy places the organism in Eukaryota, Fungi, Ascomycota, Dothideomycetes, Pleosporales, Pleosporaceae.